GGCGUGGCUGCAGGACGGGCAGCAGAGCGGGGAGCAGCUGUGGGAGACUCCGGCUGGAGGCAGGGCAGGGAACAUGCUGGAGCAGCAAGGGAUGGACGUGGAAGGUGUGACUGAUUUCAAAGCCCUCAGAGCAAAAUUUCAAAAUGACUCUGACUUGGCUAACAAGCUGGCGCAAACCACUCAAAAGCCUUCCACUGAGAUCUCGUCCAAGCUGGGCUCUGGAGGGAAUGCUGUGUCCAGCCCUCUGCCCCUGAGUAAGAGAGGUGUGAAAAUAAUAAAACCUGCCCAUCCUGCCUCCCAACCCUCUGUGCUCGCCCAACACAGCCCCUUAGCAUGGCCUCGAGCCAAGCUGGGUUAUGUGGAAGCCAAUGGGGGACAACAAAGAGCAACGAGAGCAACAUCUCAGGGAAAGGACUGAGUUCUCCCCAGAAACAGUUUGGAAAAGCCUCUGUUGUCGUGUAGCACUGAUCAACAAGGAUGGCAAACAGCUCCAGUGGACCCUCAGCUCCCAGAUUCUUUCCACCACAUCCUACAGAUCUGGGAAGAGGCUUUAUGCUGCAAUGAGAAAGCAAGUGCAAUACUCCCAAUGCAGCAGGCAGCAAACUUACAUGCACCCUUGUCCGGAGCAGAGGGUGACACGUGCUCCUGUGCAUGGGACAGCGACAGGAUGCGACCCUCUGGAAAUAAGGCUGUGCUGGACUGGCAUACCAAGAAGAAGGAUGCUCUGUAUGGCAGUGGGACAGCUCUUCCCCAGGCUUCCAGAGGACACAGGAGCUCUGAUGGGGCAGGUGCUGAGGGCACGGUGGCAACUGCAUUCUGCCAGGGGUAUCGUCCACCAAGAGAGAAACCACAGCACCAGAAAGGUACAAAAUUGGAGCCUCCCUUCUGCCAGCCCAGAGCAGGAAAAUGGUCUUACAGCCCCAUGAACAAGUGGCCAAGAAUGAAACCUCUCCCUUCAGCUGAAUCCCUGGGUCCUGCCCCUGGGAAGCCUCCAAGACCCCCAAAGCCAGUUGACCUCAGUACUUUCCGAAGCAUCCUGCCUUUGGUCCACAGAGGAAAUGAAAUAACUGCUGGUGAAGAGGAUUACUUGAGCCCCGAAAGUGCUCAACUUGAAGAGCAGAAUAAUUAUGAAGAAACCCCGAUGUACCUGAAUCAGUCUGGGGACACCACAACCUUGUGUGUCAUUGAAGGUACUUUACAAGUACCUAAGGCAGAGCCUCAGGAGCACAAGAAACAGAAGAUUUUUCCCUUUGCCAAAUCCAGUCCUGAAAGAGCUACAAUAGAGGAUGAAAAAGAGGGAAAACCAAGUCAUGAAAGACAGAAACUGGAAGUGAAGAAAAUUUUCAAGACAGGUGGAAAUGAAUACAUGUCUCCCAGUAGUCGAACCAAGGAAGAUGGCAGAGAUGGGAUGAAGGUCCUGCAAGGGAAGCAGGAUGUGACCAGUACCCUGCCUGCAAAGUACCCUACCCUACAAGGGCUGGCAAAAGACAGAGCUGAGCUCUUGCACAGCAUGGAUGUUGGUGCUCCAAAGCCAGGGAUAGAAAGAACAGCCUUGAACCAAAACACUUGGCAGCCUCUGCAGGCACCAGAGGAUAUAUACGAUGAUAUUGCAGAAUUGCAAGAUGGACUCAGCUACGGGUCAAAUGCCUCAAGUUCCUUCACUUCAGACAGCUUUUCAGGAAACAGCUACGAGGAAACAUAUGAAGAUGUUGAGAUUGGAGGUGAUAAUCCAGCAAAACCAGAAACAGAAAAACAGAAGAGAUUUGGAAACCUGUUUAAGAUAGAAAAGUUGAAGCUGAAUAAUUUCAGGCUCAAGGAAAACCUAAGAUUGGUUUCCAUUUCGGUACCAAAUUUAGCAUCUGUAUCCCAGGAGGACCAGGUGUAUGACGAUAUCGAGGUGGGGCAGAGAGAGCCCAGAGAGAAGGAUGACAAGUUCAAAAUCCGGAUGCCAAAACUUCGAGUGGCGAAAGAGUAUAGAGACAAAAGGAAAAGCAUCGUCGAUGUGGAAAGAAAUAUCUUCAAAUUCAAGAAGACCAGUGAAGAAAAAAGCAGGAAGAGAGAAAAAGAAGAGAAGUUCUUUAGAGAAACAUUUGUGUAUGAUAAGGAGAUCAGUGUCAUCAACACAGCCAUUGCUGAGUGCUCGGUCCCCAGUGAGAGGAGAGUGGAUCUCCCUGUCACAGCUGGAGAACAGCUGGAUGUCAUUGAUGUCACGGAGGGCCACGCAGUGAUCUGCCGAAAUUCAGAGGGCAGAUAUGGGUACGUUCUAGUGGAGCACUUGAACUUCAGACAGUACUAACUUCCCUGAGAUCUACUCUCCCCUGGACCAUCCCUGAAAGUCUCCGUUGUGCUUCCUGCAUCCAGGAGAGCCCACGUUGGUCAACUGUGGAGUGAUGAUGCCCAUGUAAAUAAAGCUGAAUUAUUUUUUGUACUGUUAAA
Molecule: messenger RNA, 2436 nt
Organism: Chiroxiphia lanceolata (lance-tailed manakin)
Lineage: Eukaryota; Metazoa; Chordata; Aves; Passeriformes; Pipridae
Gene: FYB2
Product: FYN binding protein 2
Biological process (GO): protein localization to plasma membrane; integrin-mediated signaling pathway; T cell receptor signaling pathway
Cellular component (GO): plasma membrane
Molecular function (GO): protein binding
Source: RefSeq, a predicted model, not a curated record